Tachyglossus aculeatus (Australian echidna) is the source of this 948-nucleotide messenger RNA. Its product is annotated as histone H1.3-like. The record is from RefSeq and is a predicted model, not a curated record. Bases 131 to 886 code for a protein of 251 amino acids. The transcript has a single exon. NCBI's taxonomy places the organism in Eukaryota, Metazoa, Chordata, Mammalia, Monotremata, Tachyglossidae.
ACCGGUCCGGCUUUGUGACGGCGACGGGCCUGCUCCGACUCCGCCCCAACGUAAGAAAGGAGCCGGUGAGCCGGGCCCCGCGCCAGAGAGGACGAGAGCAGAACCGAGCCGAGCCGAGCCGAGCCGAGCCAUGGCUGAGCAGCGGCGCUCCGAUGCCGACCUGACCGCGGCCUCGGGGUCCCGGCGGGGGCCGGCACCGAGCUCGCCUCCCGUGCGGGACCGGCGGGCCGCCCUGCCCCUGUCCCAGGUGUUGCUGCGGGCCAUCGCGGCCGCCCCCGGUCGCAGAGGACUGUCCCUCGCCCGGCUCAGGAAGGAGUUCCAGGACGCGGGCUACCACGUGCGCAGGGCCGCGGAAAGCUCCGACUCCAAUGGGGCUCUCCUGCGCAUCAACGGCCGGGGGGUUUCGGGCACCUAUAGGGUCUGCCAGGGCCCGAAUCCCAGCAUCACGCUCCAGUCGACGGAGACCGGGGGCGAGGCCCAGCGGAGGGCCCGAGCCAAGCCGAGGGGCGAGGCCGAGGGGCAGGGCAGUGGCCAGGCGAGGGGCAGGGCCAAGCCCCCGGGUCCAAGGGGUCAUCAGAAGGCCAGGGCCGAAGCCAGGGUGAAGGCCAAGCGGAGGCGGGCGAAGCCAAGGAGCACCCCAACGGCCCCCAGCCGCCCCAAGGCCAAAGGGAAAGGCAGCCCGAACCACCGCAAGCCCCGGAGGAAGCAAACCCCCCAAAAGAGGAAGACCCCCGCCCCGGCCCGGGGGAGCCGUUCCCGAUGCAAGGAAGCGCCCAGGAAGAGGUCCGCUCCCACCGGCCUCCGCUCCAACGUGGCCCGGGGAAACGCCCUUCAAAAAGGCCCGAAGCGGGCCAGGGGGGCUCAUCGCCACAGUGAAAGUCGCUAGCCUAGCGGGACAAUAAAGCUGGGUGACGCCACGGACAGUGGCUCCCUUCAUUCAGGCCUCCA